GAUAAUGGAUGGAAUUAGAUUUCAAAUAAACGCGUUAAUAUUAUGAAAAGAUAACUUUGUCUUAACCUAAUGCUACCUCGAGCAUUUAAUGCUGUGGAUUAUUUUAGCAAAGCCUUUAGACACGGCUGGCUGACACGUAUAGUCAUAAUAAUCGGCUAGUUUAUGAAUUAGCUAGAUUUGCUAACGAUAAAUAAAAUAAAAUUUAGUUGCCUAGCAACUAACUGGAACGUUCUAUGAUUAAACGUUGCGCGUGCGCCACUCAGCCAGUUCGCUCUCUUAGGAACUUAACUCGACAGUUAAGAGUUUAUAGUUUGUUUGUUUUUUUAUUUAUUGUGUACAGUAAGGUUGCGUUUUUAAGACGACACUUAUUCACUGGGAAGUACAUUAGAGGGAUUCAACUCCAUCCACUUCAUCCAGUUUUGAUAGACAUGCCAUAAUAAGAAAUAAAACGGACACUUCAGGUGAAUUCCUUUAACGCUAGCUAGUUAAGCUAAGCUAAGCUAAGCUAAAUUAAUCGCAGCAUCCACAAGGAAGACGCGCGCGCUGCCAGUCGGCGGAGCUGAAGCUGAUCAUCGAGACGCUAGCGUUAGUUUUGCUCCGAGAAGCUGGAUGAACAAAAAUGUCUCAAAUUCAUAUUCAAGGAAACGGAUUCCAAGCUAAAGAUGGGAAAAGUUCAUCCGGGCUGAAAGGCGAGUCUUCGGGCUCCGAGUUGGAGCUGAACGGCUUCCCGGACACCCAGGCGGAUAAGUACGGCUUCGUCGGCGGAUCUCAGCAGAGCACCGAGGACCCAGCGGAGGACGUCCCUCCCGAGGUGCUGAGACAAAGAGAGGUUAAGUGGCUGGAGAUGCUUAACAGCUGGGAUAAGUGGAUGAGCAAGAAACACAAGAAGGUAAAGCUGCGGUGCCAGAAAGGCAUUCCACCGUCUUUGAGGGGUCGUGCCUGGCUCUACCUGUCUGGAGGAAAAGUGAAAAGGGAGCAGAAUCUGGGCAGGUUCCAGGAAUUGGACAGUCAGUGUGGAGAGCCAAAAUGGGUGGAUGUGAUCGAGAAGGAUCUCCAUCGUCAGUUUCCCUUUCACGAGAUGUUCGCCGCACGAGGAGGCCACGGGCAACAGGAUCUGUUCCGAGUGUUAAAGGCUUACACACUUUACCGUCCAGAGGAGGGGUACUGUCAGGCUCAGGCUCCGAUCGCUGCUGUGCUGCUUAUGCAUAUGCCUGCUGAGGAUGCCUUUUGGAGUCUGGUGCAAAUCUGCGAGAAAUAUCUGCCUGGCUACUACAGUGCGGGCCUGGAGGCAGUCCAGCUGGAUGGAGAGAUCCUGUUCGCUUUACUGAAGCGUGCGUCUCCUGUGGCUCAUCGACACCUGAAGAAGCACAAGAUCGAGCCGGUGCUCUACAUGACCGAGUGGUUCAUGUGUGCUUUUUCACGCACGCUCCCAUGGUCAUCGGUGCUGCGCGUCUGGGACAUUUUCUUCUGCGAGGGAGUCAAAGUCAUUUUCCGUGUGGGCCUGGUGCUCCUGAAGUGCAUGCUGGGAUCACAAGAGAAGCUCAAGGCGUGUCAGGGCCAGUACGAGACGAUGGAGAGACUCCGGGCUGUAGAGCUACGCUUCAUGCAGGAGGGCUUCCUUAUUAAAGAGAUUCUGGAAUUGCCGGUGUCCGAACGAGACAUUGAGAAGGAACAUCUCACCCAGCUGCGCCGCUGGAAAGAAGCACACGGAGAAUUGCACUGCAAAUCUCCUCCCAGAAUGCAUGGUGCUCGGGCCAUCAUGACCGCUGAGCCUCCCAGCCGACAGGACCUGCAGCAAAAACCCACCAUCAUCGUGGAGCCGGCACAGGGCAUCAUCAGCUCUGAAGAUGUAGAGGGAAAGAAGGAGGAGAAAAAGACAAGAAAAGCGAAUAAAAAGAAGAACAAGAAAGACUCUUCACUCGACAUGACCGAUCAGGACCAAGCACUGCAGGAGCGGUCUUCAUCCAGCCAAUCACAGGAGCUGCUAAAGGACACAAGUCUUCAUGCAUCCAGUCAGAGUCUGAGCAGUACAGAACAUGACACGUACCUGUAGCGUGCACUGUGGCCGUCGUCCUGACCUGUGAAUGUUUACUAACUGCUUCUGAAGAAUUCUGGCCCAAAAACGGCCCCCUCUCAGGUUCCUGCAUCUGUCGACUGCGGUUUCCAGAAUGCAAUGGGAGCAGACCCUGUGGUUUAGUUUUCCUUUAAUUCACAACCACAUGCUUUAUGAAAAAAUUUGUAUGGGAGUUUUUUAUCGUCUGUUUUCAUUCUUAAGGCCCAAGAAUGUGUGAACGUGUGAAUGUUACUUAUCCUGUUUUCCAGAUUAUAGGGCACAACGUUUAAUCGAGUUUUAGUAGCUGUAAAAUUUCAGCAGAGAGACGGAACACUAACAUCAUAUAAUGCUGAAAAUCGCAUCUGUCUGCUUAGCCACAGACAUUACUGACAUGGCAACUGUAAUAAGACAUCGUAAAUCUAAAUUAAACUAAAAAUAUUUUAAAUUAGACUAAACCAGGACAAAGCACCAAAGCCCCAUUUUAGGGGCAAACAUUCCGGAUCAUGCUAGCUGCAUUAGUGGUGCUUUUUGUAAUUUUUUGUAAGUUUUCCUAGACCUAAAAUAUUCAUUUUUUCCCCUAAGUAGGCAAAAUAAAAGAGUGACUUAUAGUCUGGAAAAUGUGGUGCACUUGUACAGACUCUGAAACAUCACUGUGUGAUGGCUGAUAUUUUCAUCAAAAGGUGCAUUUUAGCAGCUUAAUGUUGUCAUCUGUUGAGCUAAAUGAUGUUAACAUACCAGUAAGGCUACUGGGACGUGUCUCUGUGUGUGUGUGUCUCUGUGUGUGUGUCUGUGUGUAGUAGCUGCUUUCUGUUAUAUUGAAAAACAGCCGAGGCUUGAUAAACAGCAAAAGAAAAAACAAGUGCCUAUUUAGCUGGAUCUGCAUUAGGCGUGUUUUUUAUGUUCAUUCUGUAGAUUUACAAAGCUGGUUAUCUGGUGGAUUAAUGGCAAAAUCUAUGCACAUGUGAACCGGCUGCCCCCCAAUAAGAGAUUUACAAAGCCAUUAUUCCAGUGUGUUUAAAAAACGGUCCAUUUAUAUGUUUUGUUUUUAAGAUGAAUCUGUUUUAUUAAGAAGCUGUUUUUUUUCCCUAUUUGGGACAAUUUUAGAAAUAAGAGAAUACAUUGCCAUAAUACAAAUGACAAAAAAAAGUUCUUAACUUUCCCUGGGGGAUCUGUUGUUCGUAUCUGCUUAAAGAAAAACCACUACAGGACAUGCUGUUAUUGAAAUAUAAUUCACUCCACCAUAUUAAUGUUUAUUAUUGUCCUGUAAUACUAUGUUCUGGAGUGACGGGUUCCUCUUAGAUCACAGGAUUAUGCUUUUUGUUAUAAAACAACAACUUAUCCAUCUAUAGUUACUUUUAACGUUGCAAGAAAAUCUCAUAAACACGCGAGUGAUGCGCAUGCUUUUGUUUUAAUUUCCUUGCGAUGUGUUCUGCAUGCAGUCAUGGCUUUUCACCACUAGAUGGUGCAGCAUGUCUUUUGUCUUAACUUCUAGUAGGACCAGAAAUACACAGUGUAAGGUGAGCGAAAUGCAUGAAGACCAGUGUUUUCUAUGACCAGACUAAACAUGGCUGCUCUGUCACUUAAUGAAACUGAUUUAGGAUAAAAAUGUUAUUUAGAAAAGUUUAAAAAAGGGAUUCAACACUCAUGCA
Messenger RNA from Clarias gariepinus (North African catfish), 3702 nucleotides. It is a transcript of the gene tbc1d10ab, whose product is annotated as TBC1 domain family, member 10Ab. The record is from RefSeq and is a predicted model, not a curated record. Lineage: Eukaryota; Metazoa; Chordata; Actinopteri; Siluriformes; Clariidae. The transcript is spliced from 9 exons. The coding region runs from base 620 to 2053 and encodes 477 amino acids.